Messenger RNA from Leptidea sinapis, 5127 nucleotides. Its product is annotated as otoferlin-like. The transcript is spliced from 32 exons. Gene Ontology annotation, biological process: plasma membrane organization. NCBI's taxonomy places the organism in Eukaryota, Metazoa, Arthropoda, Insecta, Lepidoptera, Pieridae. Gene Ontology annotation, cellular component: membrane. Bases 48 to 5126 code for a protein of 1692 amino acids. The record is from RefSeq and is a predicted model, not a curated record.
AUAUAAAAUAUCGGAUACGUUGAUUCAUUAUAAAAAUAUAUAAGACGAUGCCUUCGAACGCGGAGGAGCGAGUGAGGCAAAAAGCAGGCUGGUUGGCACGGCCGGCUUGCAGAAUUCAAAAUGAAUACAAUCCGGAAGCAGUGUCUCAGUAUUUUCAGAUAUCCGUUAGCAUCAUAGAAGCAAGGCAACUGGCGUGGUCAAAUGCUCAAUCAGCCAGUUCAUUUGUAAUUGUACUUCUUGGAAAAAAAAAACAUAGAACCACCUUAAGAAAAAACAUGGCCAACCCAUUGUACAAUGAAACUUUUAUUUUCGAGAUGUAUGCAAGCCUUAGUGUUCUACAACAAUCAAGUCUAUGGUUCGGAGUGAUGGAGCCGAAAUGUUGUGCAACAACACGGCUAAUUGGAGAAACCACUGUUAAUCUUGGAAUUGUUUGGCUACAGCCAAAACACCAAAUUUAUCAGAAAUGGACGCAACUUUCGGUGCCUCACGAACCCUCUGCAGCUAUAUAUGGAUUUCUGAAAAUCGAUGUUUCAAUAUUAUUGAAAGGAGAAAUACGAGACAUGGCAUCUAUCAUAAGAUGUGAAAAAUUUGAAGAUAAUCUUCAACCAUCAAAUCCUGAGCAACAACGAGCAAAGUAUACUUUAACAAUAUAUGGCGCAUUUGGAGUUCCUUGUGGGAGCCACAGUCCUGGUGACAGACGACACAGCAAGGCUCCAAGUUGCUAUAUUCGUGUAUCAUUCUGCGAUUUAGUGGCAAAGACAAGUGUACAACAAAGAACUAUUAACCCAAUUUUUAAUGAGGAAGUAUCAAUAGUUGAACUCUUUCCAAAUAACUGUCAAACGGUGUUUAUUGAAGUCAUUUCAACAGAUAUGGGUUAUAAUCAAAUUAUAGGAAGUACUAAAUUGAAGAUGGAGGAUAUUUCCCAUGAUGGUGAAAAUGGGUUUAUUCCUUGCUUUGGUCCAUCGCUAUUACACAUAUACAGCUCUUCGAAUUAUGGAAAUAUGGAUCAUGACAGUGGUCCCUACUAUAGAGGUUGUUUGCACGUCGGUUUCAACACUAUCGUACCUUAUUAUCAAGAAGAAUUGAGAAGUGUUAGUGUGGAACCAGCUGAAUCAAUCCAAGCAGAACAGGUUUGGCAACUAGAGAAUUAUUGUGUUUAUAGUCAAAUCUUAGAAGCAUCUAUGUUAGAUCGGAAUGUAACUGGAAAAUCCUGUGGAGUCGCACUGACCUUCGGUGAUACUCUAACUACAAACAAUGCUGAUGAAGAAUUCAUCGCACUUAUGAACAUCACUAGAUCUCGGAAAUACCACUAUUCCGGAUGUUUGAACGUUGUCAAAGCGGAACCCUAUGGAUACUUAGACUUUGGAGGCGUGUUUCCUGUUCUUCAAUUUGUGAGCUGCCUGCCCGAUUUCAGAUUUAGAACCUACCGAAAUAAUAUGUUACAGAGAAUAGUGGACAAUAUGGAUAACACCUUGUGUAAAGUCGAACGACAAUUGAAAAGCUAUGAGUACAAAACACCCCGCGAUCUAAUUGAGAAGAUAAAAGUUGCUUACAAAACAGCAGCUUCAAGCAUUGAGUAUUAUUUAGACGUUGUUGAAAAUGCCGAAACAGCUUAUUUCAAACGUGAUAAUGAUAAUGCACAGCAAAAAUAUUGCACAGAAUUGGACAGAAAGCAAAUUAACUUACAAAGGGAUGAAAUUCGUAAAAUUUACGAUCAACUACCUAGAAAAUGGGAAAAUAAUUCAAUGCAAAAAUGUGGGCAUGAUGAGAUAAUAAAUUCAAGGAAGUCAGUAAAAGUUAUGUUGAAUAACAUGCGGCGUAUUACGAAAAAUAUAAACAAUAUUAAGUUACACGGAUGGCCGGACCUUGUCAUUUGGUUGUUGAAUGAGGGAUCCCGAGUUGCGUAUUGCAAAAUUUUAACUGAUGACAUACUAUACUCUGCUAUACUCGAACAAAGUGGAAAAAUGUGUGGUAAAAUUCACACACAUUAUAUGAAGCCCCUUAAAUGCCCAAUACACGGUAAUUCAAAUACAACAAGUUGUGAUUGUGUGGCGGGAAGGGUAGAAAUGAUGAUUUGGUUUGGCCUACAUCGUGACAGGUCAGCUUUUGAGCAGUUCCUUCCCGAAGGCUACAACCUGAAGAUCAAAGAAAAUGAUAUAAGUGUGCGGUGUAGUUCAGUGAUUGUACUCUUUCGAGCAUUUUUGUACAAAGCUAAAAUAACCAGGAGCUCAAUCAGUGAAAAGACUCUGAAUGUAUUUGUAAGGGUUUACAUAAUAAACGGAACUCUUGAGUCACAGGUUCAAUCAAAUACUUCAGUUCCAGUUUUUAACCAGGUGUUAAAAUUAAAAAAAAUAGUCCAUAUGACACCGGAGAGAUUAAUACAGCAUCCACCAAUAGCUACUGUCGAACUCUAUCAUUGCGAUCCAACGGGUAAACUGGAAUUGCUUGGUCGACUCGAUGCUAAGUGUGUUAUCGAAAAUAGGCAAGGUUACGAAUUUGCUCCUAUGCUGCAAUGGCAUAAUUUAUACAAAGGAGUUGAGUGCACAGGACAGAUUUUAAUGUCCUGUCAAAUGAUACAGCCAAAUAGUCCCACUGAAGAUAAUUCUGAAGUAGGUGAUUCGAAGGACAAUACAGAUUUCACGGGCACCUUCGAACCUUUACCUCGUAGUUUGGUGCCCAAUUCGACAACUUAUAAAAUUGAAGUUUACUGGUGGGGAUUGCGAGAAGUGAAUUUUACAAGAAAGCCGUGCGUUAUUUUGGAUGUUGAAGGCACAACUCUAAAGUCUGAUAUAAUAAAUGAUAAGGGAGGCAAUUCGAACUUCCCAAAUGGUUGGACUUCGCAGAUGUUCGACGCACCUCUGAGCAAUGCUUAUUGCCCAGUUCUAAAUGUCCAACUAUAUGAUAGCACCACUUUUGGAAGAUCACUGUUUGUCGGAACCAAUGUGGUGAAGAACCCAUUCAAAUAUCUAGUUAAAUGGCUACCGAAGCAGGAGAGGGAAGCAUCUCUACAUUGUGUUUCUGUUACAUUAUCCGACUUUAUACAAGCAACUUCAGCUCUAUACAUUAAACCAUCGAAAAACAAACAAAAGCUAAGCAAAAAUGAUGUUAGAACUGAUGAUAAUAAGAAAUAUAUAUCGCCUUUGGGGCGACGAAAUAAAUGGAGUUCACUUUUUUGCAAAGGUGAACCCGAUGAAGAGGAAUAUACGUUACUUCCUUUAUUAUAUGAUCAAAACAAAAUGAUACAACAUUCAUCUAAUACCACUGCUUAUGAGCAAAAUGACUGGUGGAGUCGAUAUUUGUAUUCACAAAAGGAUUACCUUGAUGACGAUAACUUAAAUAGUACAGAUAAAUUAACGAUUUACGAAACAGAAUUAGAAAACCAGCCACAGUUUUCAAAAUUCAAAGAUUGGUGCAGCUCUUUAAAACUGUACAGCAGCCAGAAAAUCGGUGAACCAGAAAGCGACAAAGAAUUGUUCUGUGGCCUCCUGAAGUUUGGUCUAGCAAUUUACAAAUGGCCACCGCCACCUAAUACGUUUGCAGUCAGUUUUAGCGGAGCUGAUUUAAAUCACGGUUACUUUAGCGGUCACCCAAAAAAUAACCCGGAAAACUUUUUAAUAAGAGUUUAUAUAGUAAAAGCGACAAACUUGAGAAGUAUAGAGUAUUGUGGUAAAUCGGAUCCAUAUGUAGUCGUAAGUUGUGGUAAGAGGCACUUGGGUAAUCGAACUGAUUACCAGUCGUGCACAGUGAACCCCAUUUUCGGAAAAAUGUAUGAAUUAAGAAGUAAUUUGCCAGAAGACUAUCUGGUCACAGUGUCAUUAUACGAUCACAAUUCGAUAUCUCAUGAUGAACUGAUUGGUUCAACGACAAUAGAUAUAGAAGACAGAAUUUAUUCCAAACAUAGAGCGCUAGUCGGACUUGCGAAUGAAUAUACUUUAAUUGAACCAAAACGAUGGCGUGAUAUCAAAAAACCAUCAGAAAUAUUGGAGGAUAUUUGUUCGAAAAACAAUAUACCAUCUCCAAAAUAUCCCGACAACGCCACAGUUCAUCUUAAUGGAGUGGAAUAUAAGGAUGAUCAAAAAGAUAAUAUAUUCACAUCAACAACGAAGAGAAGAGAAAAUAUAUGCCUAAACAUUUUACAAAACUGGCACACAAUGCCAAUUUGUGGAUACUAUUUAGUACCCGAGCACGUUGAAACGAGACGUCUCUAUCACUGUGAAAAACCAGGAGUGGAACAGGGCAAAGUUGUCAUGUGGAUAGAUGUAUUUCCGUUGGAUUCUUCGCUCCCUAUACCUCCACCGGUAAAUAUUACUGCAAGGAAAAUUGAAGACUACGAGCUUCGAAUAAUAAUAUACGCCGUGCGAGCUAAAUUUGACGGGGAUUUUGCUGGAAAGAAAGUUAAGAACUUUUUUAUUAAAACAUGGUUGGGGUCAAGUGAAAUGGUUCAGAGGAGUGAUGUUCACUACAACUGUGACAUGCGUGGAGGAAAGAUCAAUUGGAGAAUGAUUUUUAACUUCCAAUAUCGAUAUGCAGAACGAAAGCUGCUUAUACGAGACAAGAGACCCUUCACGGAAUAUGAAGAAAGCCAACCUCCAAUAUUGGUCAUUCAACUUAUGGACUGUGAUACAGAUUCAUCGGAUAAUAAUUGUUUAGGUUCACUGAGUCUCAAUUUAAAUGACAUGCCACAAGGAGUACUUCGGUCAUCCUCAUGUCUACCAGAGAACAUUAACAAAAUGAAAAAAAUAGAUUUAUUUUCUGUUGGCUCUAUCCGGGGAUGGUGGCCACUGCAAACAAUGAACAGUCGAGGAACUAUUUUACCAGCUGGUUUAAUUGAAUUGGAUAUGAAAUUACUUCCAUUGGAAAAAUCAAUUUUGAUGCCCGUUGGAAUUGGAAGACAGGGCCCUUCUUCUUUGUCAGAACCUUGUGAUCCGGCCAGUUGGUCAAAUCCUCUACUCAAAAUGGUGAAAUGUGUUGGAACUAUUUGUAAAUCUAUAAAGUCGAAAGCUACGAUAAAAGUUAUUAUCAUUUUUUUGAUACUUGUAUUAACAAUGUAUUCCUUAUACUACUUCUGUUACGAUAUGCUCUCUAUUUUCGAUGACGAGACAGACAAUGUGUAUCAGUAUAAUUAAA